GUCAGCUCAUUAUUUUUUUAUGCCAGCUGAGUUGGGAACUGUUUGAAAGAGAGAGAGAGAGCGACACCAUGUCAGAGGUGUAGUGGCCUUAUAUGUGCGGACCUUACGGGGAUAUGUGUCUUCUCCUCGACCAUUAACCUGGCUAACAGGCUAACAGGAAGUGUUCGGAUACUAAAGCAAAAAAAAACUAAAAUCAUCCCACCGCAGCUACGACGGCGAAUCAACUCUCCGGUUCAACCGACUGACGGAUCGGCCCCAGCCGCCGCAGCUGACCUAAACUAGCCCUGAUCUGAAAGUCCAUCAUCGCCUCUACUGAUCCACUGACGCGUCAGCAUGGCUAACACAGACUGUGUCGGUGUGCGGGUCUUUUCUCUGAACUGCUGGGGGAUCCGCUAUCUAAGCAAACACUGUUCUCAGCGCUAUCAGAUGAUUGGCCAAAUGUUGUGCAAAGAACAGCAUGACAUUGUCUUACUGCAAGAGGUGUGGAGUGAGAAGGACUUUCUCUACUUGAAAACAAAGCUGGCCUCUACUCAUCCUCACUCUCAUUACUUCAAAAGCGGAGUCAUAGGAAGUGGCCUGGCCAUUUUUUCCAAACACCGAAUCCAUGACACGUUCCUUUAUCGCUACUCUUUGAACGGUUACCCUUACAUGGCUCACCACGGGGACUGGUUUGGAGGUAAAGCCGUUGGGAUGGCCGUUCUGAAUCUGGCGGGCCUGACUGCGAACGUCUAUGUCACACACCUGCAUGCAGAGUACAGCAGAGAGAAGGACUCCUACCUGUCCCACAGAGUGGUCCAGGCCUGGGAGCUGCAGCAGUUCAUCCGCCAUACGUCUACAGGAGCAGAUGUAGUCAUUGUGGGAGGUGACCUCAACAUGCAUCCACAGGACCUCGGCUGCAGACUACUGAUGUCCUACACUGGACUGAGGGACUGUUACGUAGAGACAGCUAAAUUUGAUGGGUGUGAGAAUGGUAUGACUUUAAUAGCAGACAACCCUUUCAUCAGUAAAAAUGAGCUCAUCCCCUUUGAGAAGGGCAUUCGGAUCGACUACAUCUUGUUCAAGGGUUCCUCCAAAGCGUCCGUUUAUUGUGAUUUCAUGUCCACCACCAAAGGCUCCGUUCCUGGCCAUGCUCUCCCAUAUUCUGAUCACGAGGCUCUCACUGCAGAGUUGCGGCUAGAAUCUCACAUUCCAGCUCAGACUGGAAGUGACAAGACUCAGGACACUCCCGCAGAGAAGCUAGCCGAGCUGGUUGACACUCUAACCGAGGCACGCACAGAAGUCAAGGUGGGCUUGCACUGCGCUGAGAGGAUGCGCUACACCGCCGCACGCACCGGAGUGAUGGGCUUGGCUCUGCUCUUCCUGGAGCUGGCCAUCGCAGCGGUUCCCUGCUUCGCCCUGGGAGCCGAGCAGCCUUUCCCUCGUAUAUCCUUCUACCUGCUGGCCGCCCUGUGCUUCGCCAUCCUGCUGACCACCUUUCUGCUCUACAUCUUUUAUACCAUGGAGCUGAAGUCUCUCCAGGGGGCAGAAGACCAGAUGAGGCUGGCUGUAGGUAGUCUGCAAGAAAAGCUCAGAGGUUUCCCUGUGGCUCAGCCUCACAAUGUUCCACUAAGGUCCCCAGAGGGCCAACAACCCAGUGCCUUGGAUCCAGAGGAAUAACUUUGAAGUAGAAGCUUAUAGCAAAUGGGCUUUGAAGUCAGCUUUAGUCUGCUCCUCUUAAAUAUGCUUUUGAGAUUAAGAAUAAGGCCUCAGAAUGAACUGUGAGUAGGAAACCUUUCUGAAAGUAGUGCAGGACACACGCUUUGACAUUUUUAUACUUUUAUAGAGUCAUCUGCAGGCUUUUAACACUCUUUAGUUUUCCCUCUAUGCAGCUACAGUAUACAGAUAUGCUUCCUAGUACAUUUACAUGUUGCCGUGGUGCUUCUAAGUCUUAAGUCCACAUUGUUUUGCGUUAUUAAGCGCCAGGUCCAAUGUGCAUUCCACCCCCAGCAGUAGUUUGACUGGGGCCAGUUGUUUUUUGGGUUGAAUUUCUCGUGUGGCAGUAUUGACUUCUGCAAAGCAUCACUCAGUGACUGUGGGGCCAGCUUCUGUUUCUGAUUGUUACAAUGAGCUUUUAAGCUAAGAGAAAGUUCUCCGGCCCAGAGGCCGCAGACGCUCAGAACAGUUUACAUUUCAGGUUUUCUUUCAACGGUUUUACUGUAAGGAUCAUCGUGAAACUGUUUAAAACAUUUCAGUUUUGUAUUCUAAGUGAAGGGAUAAAUUAUUGCCACGUCUUAUCUUUUUCUUGGUCACCAUUAUUAACUGUUAAUGUCCACGUUUUAGACAAUCUACACUCCUGUUUUAUAUAUUUUUAAGCUAUGAAAAUAGUUUGAAUAGACUGAAAAUGAUCUGAUUGUAGAUUUGAGCUUUUCGAUCAUCAGAGAUGAUUUUCUUCAGAGCUUUGAAUGACUAAAAAUGUUGAGAUAAAUAAUAUAUUAUUAGUGAUGUUGAUUCAGAUGAGACACUUGCUUACCACAUGACUGAAUGUUUGUGCUGCUGCAUGAUGGGAAGCACUUGGUAGUUCUUAAGUCCAACGUUUGUGUUGGUAAAACACUCAGUUGAUUCCUCUAAAACUGAUGAAAAUGAAUCAAAUCAUGAAAGCAAUAAUAAAGACCAUAUAAAUGCUU
This is a messenger RNA of Fundulus heteroclitus (mummichog), 2663 nucleotides long. RefSeq names its product sphingomyelin phosphodiesterase 2b (gene smpd2b). Gene Ontology annotation, molecular function: sphingomyelin phosphodiesterase activity. The record is from RefSeq and is a predicted model, not a curated record. The transcript is spliced from 11 exons. Gene Ontology annotation, cellular component: cytoplasm. Lineage: Eukaryota; Metazoa; Chordata; Actinopteri; Cyprinodontiformes; Fundulidae. Bases 334 to 1656 code for a protein of 440 amino acids.